Messenger RNA from Henningerozyma blattae CBS 6284, 3015 nucleotides. RefSeq names its product tRNA (34-2'-O)-methyltransferase regulator RTT10 (gene RTT10). Gene Ontology annotation, biological process: tRNA methylation. Gene Ontology annotation, cellular component: cytoplasm. Gene Ontology annotation, molecular function: protein binding. The record is from RefSeq and is a predicted model, not a curated record. The transcript has a single exon. NCBI's taxonomy places the organism in Eukaryota, Fungi, Ascomycota, Saccharomycetes, Saccharomycetales, Saccharomycetaceae. The coding region runs from base 1 to 3015 and encodes 1004 amino acids.
AUGUCUGAAAUUACAGAAUUAACACAUUGUGGUCCAUCACUCUGUGUUAAAUUUUUCGAACACUAUGUUUUUGCUGCAUAUGGACCAUUGUUAAAAAUUUAUGAAUAUAAAACUGGAAAAGUUGUGAAUACAUGUCGAGUACUUAAAAAGAAUAAAGUUCAUGGCAUUAGCAUUGGGAAAUCUGGUAAUAUACUAGCAUAUGGUGCUAGAUCGGUAUCUGUUUUCCCUAUGUCAGAAGCAUUGAAGAAAGAAUCUGUACAAAAGUACGAGAAUAUAACUACGGAAUGGAUUACUAGUUCUGAAUUUGAUUAUACUGAGAAAAAUAUUUAUAUGCUAACUUGUUACAAUAAAAUAUUAGUCUACAAUCUAGAAAGCAAAUCUAUUGCUAUUAAGGCUGUACCUGGCGAAAGAUCUAUUUUAUAUUCAGGCUCUAUUAAAGUAUUUUCUGACGAUAAAGCUUAUGCCGUUGCAGGCACUGUUAUGAAUGGUGUAAUUAUUUGGGACUUAAUUACCGAAAAGAUGUUCCACAAUUUAACCGGCCAUGAAGGUGCAAUUUUUAAUGUCAUUUUGAGUGAUGAUGGUAAAUUAAUUGCAAGUUGCUCUGAUGACCGUUCAAUUAAGUUGUGGGAUUUUACAACUGGCCAAGAGCUUACUACUGGUUGGGGUCAUACAGCCAGAAUAUGGUAUUUAAAAUUUUUUGACAAUGAUAGAAAAUUAAUUAGUGUAUCUGAAGAUUGCACAUGCCGUGUUUGGUCUGUUUCCCGCUCUUCUACUGGCAAAAUUGAAUUAGUUCAAGAAAAUAUUAUUGAGGCUCAUCAAAUUAAAAACGUUUGGGGAGUAGACGUCCAAGAAAGUGAAAAUAUAGCUGUUACAUCAGGUAAUGAUGGUAGGAUCAGAGUUAUCGAUUUAGCACCUGUUUCAAGAUAUGGUAAUGAACUACAAUCGUUUUCAUUAAAUGAGUUAUCCAUAAAACAUGGAAUUAAAAUGGAAAAAGGUGAAAUGUUUAAAGGCUUCCAACCCUUUAAAUUUGGUCUUAUUGCUGCUACUUCCUUAGGUAAAAUCUUGAUGUUUGAUCAGAUAUCAAACUCUUGGUCCUUGUUGAUGACCGAUUCAAGACUUACUUCUUAUUCAAUCUUUCAUGGUAUUAAAGAGGAAAAUAUCGCUGUUAUUGCUAACAAUAAGUCCGAAUUACUUGUAUUAAAACUAUCAGAAGAUGGUAAAACAAUAAUUAAAGAAUCUAAACUUCAUUAUGACAAUUUAAGUAAGACCAUUAAUUGUUUGGUUACUAAAUUUGACGAAAAAUCUCUAUUUAUACUUUUAGAAUCUCCAAACCCUAAUGACCAACUACAAGGUCUCCAACUGUCUAAUAAUACUCUUGAAAUAAUUAACGAAUAUACGUUUACAAAACCAAAAAAUUUUACAACUUCGUCAGUAGCUAUAAUUGAAAAUUUACUCAUAAUUGGUUCGAGAUUUAGUACUGUCGGUAUAUAUUCUUUAACUAAGGAACAGAAGGAAUGCUAUCUAAUCAAAGGAAUUAAUGAAGGUGAUAAUAUCACAUCAACUACCUUCAUUAGUAAACUACCUAACGCAUUGAUUUUUUCCGUUACAAGUAGAGAUGGAUAUUACAAUUUUAUCAAAAUACAUAUAUCUAAAACUUUCGAAAUUGCCAAGCAUGAAAUUAUCUACUCAAACAAAGUUGCCCGUGGUUUCUUAGAGGGUAGCUUCAUUGAUGAAAAUGACGAUUUUAUAAUAUACGGGUUCAAGUCAAGUUUAUUUUACCUGUAUAAUGAAACCAAAUGCUAUGAAUUGGCAAGCCAACUUUGUGGUGGUGCUCACCGUCAAUGGAACUUUGAAGAAUUUAAUGACUAUUUUAUGUUAGUAUUUAUUCAAUCAUCUACAUUACAUAUUAGAAGAAUUAACAAAUUAAAAUUUCCUCACACAUUAUCUGAUGGCUUACAUGGCAGAGAAAUCCGAGACAUUACUAUCAGAAGUAGUAAAUCUUACAAAAAUGGUUAUCUGUUUUGUACUGGCUCUGAAGACACUGGUAUUAGAUUGUCAUAUUUUGAUAUAACUACUAAUGAGAUAAAUACUUAUUGGUUUGAAAGACAACACGUAUCAGGUUUACAAACUUGCUCGUUUAUUAGCAAUAACCUGAUGAUUUCUACAUCCGCCCGUGAAGAAUUAUUUUUGUGGAAAUUAAAUACUGACACUGAAGAUCGUCCAUAUAUGAAUUUACUUCAACACUUGCCAACAUCUAUGGAUACACCAGAUUUAAGAAUUAUGGACUUUUCAGUUAAGUUCAUUGAAGAAACUGUAGAUUUUGUACUAGCUACGAUUUAUUCGGACUCCACUAUCAAAAUUUGGUACUAUAACUCUGAUGAGAAUAAAUUUAAGCUAAUUAUUGGAGGACGCUAUGAAACUUGUUGUUUGACAAAUGCUAAUUUUGUCACUUUAAACCAAAAAUUGUAUUGUGUUGUAACCCCUACUGAUGGGUAUAUUGUUGUUUACAAUAUUACCGAAGCUAUUCAAUUUGAAUUAUCUGAAAGUAAUACACUAGUUAAUAAUGAAAAGGAUCUUACACAGACUGCUUUACCAAUGUAUGAAACGCGUAUUAGAGUCCAUCAAUCUGGUAUCAAGUCAAUGGACACACAAGUUCUUGAUAAUACUUUGAAAGUGUAUACCACUGGUGAUGAUAAUGCUAUUGGCUUAACUAUAUUUAAACUUGAUACUUCAACCAAAAAAUUAGAAGGUAUAACCAAUAGUUUUAUCGAAAGGGCCAAUGCAUCGACAAUUACAUCAUGCAGCUUAUUUAACAAUAACUCGAAGUUGCUAACUACAUCUGUAGAUCAAAUUGUCAAGAUUUACGACAUUUCUAACGAUCAAUUAGACCUAAUAAACGAGCGAUACACUACGAUAGCUGAUACAGGCUCUUGUGAUACUAUUGAUUUAAGUGAUGGGUCUUCGCGUUUAUUGAUUGGUGGUGUAGGCUUUUCUUUAUGGAAAUGGACUCAAUAA